This is a messenger RNA of Ostreococcus tauri, 858 nucleotides long. RefSeq names its product unnamed product. Bases 1 to 858 code for a protein of 285 amino acids. The transcript has a single exon. NCBI's taxonomy places the organism in Eukaryota, Viridiplantae, Chlorophyta, Mamiellophyceae, Mamiellales, Bathycoccaceae. The record is from RefSeq and is a predicted model, not a curated record.
AUGGCCAAGCUGAAAGCGGCGGAGGCGGAAAAGGAGCGAUUGAAGAGCGAGCUCGAACGCGCGACGGGCUCGAGCGCGACGGUGGGGUCGGCGGCGGAGCUCGCGGGGAAGAAGAAACCGCGCGUGGACGGCGUCGGGAAGCGGGAACAAAUCUUCGGGAAGACCACGGCCGGUGACGCGUGGUUGCGAGACGGGAUGGAAUUUUUGGUUCGUGAUCAACCGAGUGAGGCCGGCGUGGCGGCGGUCGGGAUGACGAAGGACGAAAAGGACACGGUGAACAGACGGCUGGCGAUCGGUUUGGCGCUCACAGGCGCGUUCGCGGCAUUCAGUCAGAUUUCGAUCGAGGCGCCGGAGCCGGCGAAACCGCUCUUCUUUUAUCUCGUUCCUAUCGUUCGAAGUCGUGAGUUACUGCGACGGGCUGCGAAGUCAGCGGAUGAGGGGGAGUGGGACGACUUAAGCUCGACGGUCAGUCGCGUCAAGGGACCGCCUAACGACGUAAAGGAAAACCUGUUUAAAGCGGCGGCGUACCUGAGUGGAAGCCGUGAACAAAAAGCUCGCGAGAUCGCGUUCGACUUUUUGGAGUACCUAGAAAAGGUGGACUACUCCAAGUACUUUGAGAACAUGGGCGCAGUGAGCGGCUCCAAGGCGGCGGAGUACGCUGUGUUCAGCGCCAAGGCAAGCAGGAGCUCCGUCGCAAAGCUCGAUGAAUUUUUGGCGCUCAUGGAUCGCGAAGCCGUGGAUGCCGCUGAAUCCCAAGUCGCUGCCUUUGCUGCUCCGGAAGAAAGUCCGUCUUUCGUCGAGAAGAUUGAGGAAGCUGAAGAAGCCGUUCGCGAAGAGCGCGUCGAUGAACUCUUUUAG